GGGGCCGGGCGGGGCGGGGCGAGCCCCGCGGCGUGGCGGCGCGGUGCCCCCCGCCAUCGGCGGCCCAGCGCGGCCCGCGGCCCCGCCAUGCCGCCCGCCCGCGCCGACUACCUGGUGCCCUGGUGGGUGGGCUGGCUGCACGGGCUGCCGCACCGCGGCCUGCACCUCCAGCCCGUGCCCGCCGCCUUCCGACCGCGGGACCCCGACUACCAGCAGUCGCUGCUUUUCCUGGGCUUGGUGGCCGCUGUCUGCCUCGGCCUCAACCUCCUCUUCCUCACCGUCUACCUGAUCUGCCUGUGCUGCUGCAAAAGGGACCAGGAGCCCGAAACCAAGCGGCCCCACUCCUGCUGUGUCACCUGGAUGGCUGUCACCGCUGGGCUCAUCUGCUGUGCGGCCGUUGGCAUCGGCUUCUACGGGAACAGCGAGACCAACGAUGGGGUGUACCAGCUGCUCUACGCCCUGGACCAUGCCAACCACACCCUGACCAGCAUUGACUCACUGGUGGCAGUCACCACGCUGCAGAUGCAGGUGGGCCUGGAGCAGCACCUGGCACGGCUGAAUGAGCUCCUGGCCUCGCGGGGGGACUACCUGCAGACCCUUAAGUUCAUGCAGCAGUUGGCCGGCAGCAUCGUCCUGCAGCUCUCGGGGCUGCCCGUCUGGCAGGGCACCAGCACGGACCUCACCGCACUGGCCGGCCACAUCGCCUACGUUGAGUAUUACCGGUGGUUGGCUUAUCUCCUCUUCUUCAUCCUCGUCCUCACCGUCUGCCUCCUGGCCUGCCUGGGGCUGGCCAAGCGCUCCCGCUGCCUCCUCACCACGAUGCUGUGUUGCGGGCUGCUGACGCUGAUCCUCAGCUGGGCCUCCAUGGCCGUGGACACGGCGGCAGCAGUGGGCACCAGUGACUUCUGCGUGGCCCCAGACAAGUUCAUCAUAAACCAGACAGAGAGCGACAUCAGCAUGGUGGUGGUGCACUAUUACCUGUACUGCGACCAGAGCCUGAGCAACCCCUUCCAGCAGGCUCUCACCGUCUUCCAGCGCUCACUCACCACCAUGCAGAUCCAGAUCCAGGGCCUGAUACAGUUUGCGCUGCCCCUCUUCCCAACAGCAGAGAAAGACCUGCUGGGGGUCCAGCAGCUCCUCAACUCCUCAGAGACCAGCCUGCACCAGCUCACGGCCAUGUUGGACUGCCGGGGGCUGCACAAGGACUACCUCGACGCCCUCAUUGGCAUCUGCUACGACGGGGUAGAGGGUUUGCUCUACCUGGUCCUCUUCUCCCUGCUGGUGGCCGCCUCCUUCUCCACCAUCAUCUGUGCCACGCCACGUGCCUGGAAGCACAUAACUGGCAGGGACCGGGACUACGACGACAUGGAUGAGGAAGACCCCUUCAACCCACAGGCGCGUCGCAUCGCCACCCACAACCCGGCCCGGGGGCAGCUCCGCAGCUUCUGCAGCUACAGCAGCAGCCUGGGCAGCCAGAGCAGCCUGCACCCCCCGGCACAGACCAUCUCCAACGCCCCCGUCUCCGAGUACAUGAACCAAGCUGUGCUCUUCGGUGGAAACCCGCGCUAUGAGAACGUCCCCCUCAUCGGCAGAGGUUCUCCCCCACCCACGUACUCCCCGAGCAUGCGAGCCACCUACCUGUCCGUCACCGAUGAGCACAUCAGGCACCCCAGCACUGAGUUCCCAGCCUAACGCAUUUGCCCCGGGCAGCUCACAGGAGGAGAAAAUGCCACCGGUGUUUCUGUAAUGGGAGACCAAAGACACCUGGUAAAGACACGGCGGGAAGCCCGGCAGCAGCUGGAGGAUGAGCUCCGUGACCCCUGUGUGCUCUGCGCACCCUCCUCUCCCCCUCGGUAGCUUCUGCUCGGUCUCAAGUCUUCCUGCCGCAGGGCUGACAGCAACUGCGGGGCCGAGCGCUGGCUCCUGGUGUUCCGGGAAGAGCGGAGAUGCUUCACGCCCCCGCGGCAGCUUCUCCUUUCCCUCCCCACUGCACCAGCCUGGGGAUGUUUUACGCCAUGGAAGGAAGCCUUCUCCAGCUCCCUCUGCCUGGAGCACAAAGCCUGGGACCACGAGCUGCCUCCAGCCCCUCAGGGAGGGGUCCCAGCAGUGGCUCCUUCGCUCCCAUAGCAAUGCAGCACCAACCACUAGUGAUCCCAGCCCCUACCCAAUGCCCGUGGGCAGCUUUGCCACCCCUGUCAGCACCACUGGCUGCUUCCCUCUGCCAUGCUCCCCGUGCCCCGCGCCCUGCUCACCACAUCAGCUGGAGCUGCCCUGGCCCCGGGUUCAGAGGCUGUAGAAUUAGGGAUGUUUUGACCUUGCUGGUUUUCCUUUUGCUUUGCCCCUGAGUUUAUGAAUUCUCUGCAGGGCAGAGGCACGGUUCAACUCGCUGCCUCUGUUCCAGUGUGGUUUUACUGCAGUGCAUGUUGGUAGCAGGUUUUUGGCUGGGUUUUUAGGCUCAUCUUGGUGAUUCGCCUCCCCAGGGUGGGCAGGCUGGCAGCAUGGGCUGGGGCAGGCUCCCCUCCUUCUGCAGGACAGCCCUGGGGUAACCACGAAUCCCCUGGGAAAAGAGGGUCAGGGACUACUCAGGCAUUGCUGGGGCAGGAUGCGGUCCUGGGGAGGGGAUGGCAUGGUCCUGCCACCCUGGCUGGCUUGCCCAGCAUCACUAGGCUUCAGGCUGAGCAGCUCUGGGGGCCAAGGAGCCGGGGGAACAGCAUGGGCUGAACUGGCCCAUUUCAGCACAGGCAGCCCCGGGAACCUCGGGAGGAUGCAAGCAAAGGCCCCUUCCCCACAGCAGCACCUGCUGUGUGUGGGCAGGGAGAGCCCCCACUCCAUCCCACCAACUGGGGGUGGACCUGGAUCUCCCAGCCCGAAGGGUGCAGACAGGGGAUGGGUGUUUUCCUGCCCCCUCACCCCUCUGGUCCCUCUCCCUCCACCCAGGGUGAGUUCAGCUCUCGGAACCACGUUUGGCACCACGGCGGUGGCUGAGCCAGGGCUGCGUUAGCUCCAGGGCUCUUCCUCACUGCAGAGGGUACUGCCGUGCCGUGCCGGGGAGGGCAAAGGCUUGCCCUGGCUGAUUGCAAUUAGCAGCUGCCUCCUCUGCUGCUGCUGGUGGUGAUCUGUCCCUUCCUCCCUGCUUUGGCUAACAGUGCUGCAGCCAGGCAGACCCCCGUGGUGGCCGGGCUGUCCCCCUCAGGCAAGCUAGGGGGUCUUACUUGAUAACAGUGACUCACUGUGUCUUUUAAAGGUAACUUGUACAUACCCUUGGGUCCCCUAACACCAUCUGUCCGUGUUACCUGUGACUAGCAUUACUUGCUGUUGGAAACUUCCAGGGGAUUUUUUUUUUUUUUUUUUUUUUUUGCUUUUAAUGUUUCGGUGUAACGGUACUGGUAGAAGAGCUGUUUUUAAACGCAUGUGAACUAACCUCAUUAGGACUUUGUCUAGGAGCUGGAGUCCGGCCUGAUUUGUAUGUGCCCUCUGGGGAAAAGACAAUAAACACUUGUACUAAAGCU
This is a messenger RNA of Falco peregrinus (peregrine falcon), 3509 nucleotides long. RefSeq names its product tweety family member 2 (gene TTYH2). The record is from RefSeq and is a predicted model, not a curated record. Lineage: Eukaryota; Metazoa; Chordata; Aves; Falconiformes; Falconidae. Gene Ontology annotation, cellular component: plasma membrane. Gene Ontology annotation, molecular function: volume-sensitive chloride channel activity; intracellularly calcium-gated chloride channel activity. The transcript has 14 exons. The coding region runs from base 88 to 1692 and encodes 534 amino acids.